AUGUUCUGUUACCACUGUCCGCCGAGCCUACAUCCGGGGUCUUCGCCAAGGUUGCCAACGCUCGAAUUUCCUUACUCUCCGGCGCACCCUUACACCAGUUACAGUUACCACCCGGACCUCCACGAUGAGACCUUCGUCAGGAGGAAACAGAGGAGAAACAGGACGACGUUCACCCUGCAGCAGCUGGAGGAACUGGAAAAUGCCUUCGCACAGACACACUACCCAGACGUUUUCACGAGAGAGGAACUCGCCAUGAAGAUCAACCUGACGGAGGCGAGGGUGCAGGUCUGGUUCCAAAACCGUCGAGCCAAAUGGAGGAAGAGCGAGAGACUGAAAGAAGAACAGAGGAAGAGAGAAGUGGUGGAAGGAGAUCCGAAUGCCAACACCCAGACACAGAGCGAGGCCGCAGACGAGGCCGACGGAGCCACGAGCAGCCUGGAGGUCGCCUCGCCGCCCUCGCCCGGCUCCCCGUCUUCGUCGCGCCCGCACACGCCCACCCACGGACACGCCCCCACUACCUCCGCCGCCGCCGCCGCCGCCGCAUCCUCCUCCAGCGGCGACGAUUUCCCCGCCCACCCCUCGCCCUCGGAGCCCCACGCCCACAUCCACCGCCACCACCACGUCCUGCACCACGCCCUCUCGUCCUCGUCCUCGGUCACGCCCCCUCCCCACGCCCCCAAUCUGGAACAGGACGUCGACAGCCAAUCCGUGGCCUCGCCCUUGAGCUACGACCACGCUCGCUCCGCCUACGAGGAGGAGGAGCGGGCGGGGCGCCGACUCGAGGGGGCGGCAACAUCCCCUGGCCCCACCCCUCUCGGUGACGUCACGUCUACGUCACACCUCUCUCCACCACUCAUACGGCCCCCAGUCUCCAUGAGCGGCGCGGUGGGCGGGGCCAUAGGCGGAUCGAGCUUCACGCCACACUUGUUUCCUUCUCUCAUAGACAGGUUUCCCGGGACUGUGCUCGUGCUGCCCCAUGAAGCCGCCCUCCUUCAACCCGCUCUCCAGCCUCGGCUCCGCCUCCUCAUUGGCCAACCCGCUCUCGUCGCUCACCAGUCAGGCGCCUUCCCUCGCCUCCUUGGCCAGUCACCAGACGCCGCCGCCGCCGCCGGCUCUGGCCUCGCUGGCCAAUCACAACUCGCCCGCUGCCUCCCUCGGCGCGCAGCGGCCGCCGCCGCCGCAGCCUCGGCCUCGGCGGCUGCGGCGGCCUCGGACCCGCGCAGUUCGAGCGUGGCGGAACUGCGGCGGAAAGCGCAGGAGCACUCGGCGGCCGUCCUGCAGAGCCUGCAGCACGCCGCCUCCCUGCACAGCCUGCACCAGAGCCUGCAGCACCACCAGCACCAGCAGCACCACCACAGCGCCUCCUCCACAGCCCUCAGCAUCGAGAACCUUCUGAAGAGCGACCCCUCCCCGCCCGCAGCCCCGCUCCUGGCCGCGGACAGGGACGCCGCGCAGCAGUAG
This is a messenger RNA of Penaeus vannamei (Pacific white shrimp), 1461 nucleotides long. The record is from RefSeq and is a predicted model, not a curated record. NCBI's taxonomy places the organism in Eukaryota, Metazoa, Arthropoda, Malacostraca, Decapoda, Penaeidae.